Messenger RNA from Ustilago hordei, 3105 nucleotides. RefSeq lists its product as uncharacterized. Bases 1 to 3105 code for a protein of 1034 amino acids. The record is from RefSeq and is a predicted model, not a curated record. The transcript has a single exon. Gene Ontology annotation, molecular function: protein tyrosine/serine/threonine phosphatase activity; protein serine/threonine phosphatase activity. Gene Ontology annotation, biological process: positive regulation of cytokinesis; protein dephosphorylation; microtubule cytoskeleton organization. Gene Ontology annotation, cellular component: mitotic spindle; spindle pole; centrosome. NCBI's taxonomy places the organism in Eukaryota, Fungi, Basidiomycota, Ustilaginomycetes, Ustilaginales, Ustilaginaceae.
AUGGCCUCAACAUCAGCAUUCCUCCUCGAAGAGCCACAAACUCACAUCAUUGCACCUGACGAUUCGGAUUUUCUCGAAUCCGACACCUCGUCCGCCGUCGAUCGUUCGGAUGAACGCAUCGAAUCUGCCAUUCUCCAAGAUCUCCAAUCUACCGGCUCUCAUCCGCAUCAUCGUUCCCGCAUCUGUUCCCGCACCUGUUCCCCCCACAAAACCAAACUUUGGCCCGCCCAUCCUCUGAUUCGAAUCCACAAACGUCUCUGGUUCACCUACUUUUCUGGCUCCCUACCCACCGAAGAUUCGCUAAACAUCAACAACGGACAGUCCGCCGCCUGGAAGAACUUCACCGACAGCGAGGUUAAAAAAUACGUCGAUCCAUGCGAAACAAACCCGAAGCGUUUGCACUGGUUCAACAUCGACCAUGAUCUCGUUUAUCUCUCGUUUUGGUUCGAUUGGGGACCGUUGAAUGUUGCAAUGUUCUAUAGGUUUUGUUUGCACGUUCAUCAUAUGCUCAACGAUCCCGAUAUGGAUGCGGCUACGAUGGUACUCUACACCUCUGAUGAUCCGGCAAGGAAAGCUAAUGCGGCAUUGUUGGUGACUAUGUAUGCCAUGGUCAUUGGCAAGUGUACUCCUGCCGAUGCUUUUUAUCCGAUCGCAGAGCUAGAGUUCAAGCCGUUCAGAGAUGCUGGCUAUGGUAGAGCUGAUUAUAGUUUGGCCAUCCAAGAUGUUCUCUAUGGUGUAAACAGAGCUUUGAGCGAGGGUUUGUUGGAUUUGUCAAGUUUCAAUUUGGACGAGUAUGAGAAGUACGAACAGGUGGCAAAUGGCGAUUGGAAUUGGAUCACUCCCAACUUUAUCGCUUUCGCUUCCCCCAACGAUCGCGCCUAUGUCGAAGCACUCAGGUUGGGUCAAGGUCGCCUUCCGCCUUCCUAUUCUUUUCGUCCCCCGGAGGAGAACAAGCUGUUCGGUAAAACAAUUCGAUACUUCAAGCAGAGUGGUGUAAAACUCGUAGUUCGACUCAACAAUCCCCUUUACGAUCGAGAUGCCUUUCUCAACGCUGGUAUAGAUCAUGCCGAUAUGUAUUUUGACGACGGUUCAAAUCCCACACAGGAGAUAUUGCAAGAGUUUAUUGCAAAGGCCCAUAGGGUCGUGAGCCAGGGUGGCGUCGUCGCCGUCCAUUGUAAAGCCGGCUUGGGCAGAACCGGGGUUUUGAUAGGCGCCUAUUUGGUUUGCAAGCACGGCUUUAGCGCCGGUGAGGUGAUUGCCUUUAUGAGGUUUAUGCGCCCCGGGUGUGUCGUCGGUCCACAGCAGCAUUUUAUAUAUCAGAAUUCUCUCGAAUGGGUCAGGUGGGGGGUGAGGGAUGCCGCCAUGAGCGAGGCGAGGAGCGUCGUCGAGUCCGAGAGGACGAGGUUGGUGGACGAGGUGGAGAGGUUGAAGAUGGAGGCCAACAGAGCGGUCGGCGAGGGGGGGAGCAAGGGGGUUAAGAGGCGAGCCAUGGAGGCCGAGGAGAGUGCAGAGGAGGAAAACGGGGAGAAAGAGGCGGAAACCGAGAAAGGAGGGGAGGAGAGGCCGAGACAGAAGAGGAAAUCCGAUCCGUUAGCGAUACAGGAUGCUAUGACUCCCAGAGCGCAAAGAGGGAGUGCGAGUUGCAUUGCUAUCCAUCUUCCAGCUACGGUAGGGCCAGCUGGCGUGAAACCGGCACCCUGUGUUGGACAACCGAGAAAGAGUCCCAGUCCGAGUAGGAAGAGGCCGGCAAUUCAAGCUCCUGCAACGGUAGCAAGGUUGGAGUUGACAAGUAGAAGGUAUCCGAGUGCAACGAGAUCUUUUCAGAGUCAUCUGAUGCUUUCUUCCUCUUCCACCGCUCUUUCGCAGGUGCACCAAGAUACGACGACUCCUCCAGCUACGGGCACCCAUGAUGGUGCAGCUAAUCGUAGCUUUUCCGAUAAUGAGGAGAAACUCACUCCCUCUACACCAAACCACACUGCCUCUCCCGCCGCCCUCGGGGCUGGCGUACUGGUAGAAUCCAAGGUCAACAUUUCCCCAACCGCCCCCCCCCGAGCUUCACCGAAAGCUGCAGUGAUCAAUCUCAGCCCAUCCCGCAUUGCUAGGGUGAAAAGUUUCGAAAGGACUCGAUCGAAUUCUAUCUCCACCACCGCCACCACCACCAACACGCACGUUGCUACUAUUGCGACUCCGCCGAGAGGGUCGAGUAGACAAGUUAGUCCAGUGGCCAGUCCGAGACAAGAAGUGUUUAGAGCGAGUCCCGAUGUAAGGGAGAGGUUUGGGUUGAGAGAAUCUAGUGCCAGCGCAAGCAGUACGCCGGUUAGAGGUGCGAAUGGGGUGGUGAGGGGGCAAGUUUCGCCAGUGAAAGGAGGUGCGGUGGUGGAGAGUGAUGCAGACGUGUUGGGUGUUAUUGACGUUAUUCCUCAACAGCAGCAGGUUUCGACCAGGAGGCCUCGUCCGUCACCCAAACCCAGAGCGGUGGUGGCGAGGGUGGAGGUGGAUGAGAACCACGUUCCUACUGCUACUCCUGUUGCUGCUUCUGGGCAGGUGCAAGUAGUUCAUCGAGCUCCCCUAACCACCACCACCACCACCACCGCAGCUAGUGGACCGAAAGUGUUGCGCACGAUCCGGUGCAAACCUACACUGACGGCUUCAACUUGCACUACUAGGGCUGCUACUGUUGGCAAAGCGCCCAGCACCAACACCAGCACCGCCGCUCGCCAGGCUUCCACAGGUGUGAGGGUGGUAAGGGCACAAAAAAGUGUUUCUUCGCUACGCACUCAGCAGGCAAUUUCCACUGCGCCUGCUACUUGCGCCAGUAGAUCUGUUUCUGGAUCAAGCACAACCGCCGCCGCUAGCAACGGCAACGGUAGUAGGCCGGCAAGUAGAUUGACCGCCCCCACCGCGGCUAGUGCUGCUAGAGCCGCCGCUGCCACUGCUCAAAGGAAGGGAAGCAGUGUAAAGGCCGGUGCGAUUGCCGGUGGGCUUCCAGCGAAGAAAGCUCCGGUAGCGCUAAGCAAAGGUCUAUCCGCAACAGACGCUAGGGGACGGGUGAGAAGGGGGAGGAGGAGUAGUACUGGUCAGGCUGAUCUAGAUAUUGUUGCCUAA